This is a messenger RNA of Schistosoma mattheei, 3663 nucleotides long. The record is from the annotation of a GenBank genome assembly. Lineage: Eukaryota; Metazoa; Platyhelminthes; Trematoda; Strigeidida; Schistosomatidae.
AUGUUUUCAGGUUACAUUCUUGCUCUAACAUUAGAUAUAAGGACUUGCGAGAAUUUCCUUCUUUUCCUUGGGUUGUUACUUUCCGUUGUUUUCGGAGCUGCAUUUCCUGUAUCCAUACUAGUCUUCCGCUGGAUUGUCAAUGACAUUAUAAGCACUGUUGGUGUUUCAUACGUAGAAAUAUACCGCGCAUCUGUUUUGCUUGCAGUUAUAGCGGCUGCUGCCUUCCUGAUAUCAUUUGGUCAAGCAACUUCUAAUCCAAGCAGUAUUGAGUCAAGACUAGCUUGGUUGGAUGAACAUGCCGUCGGAAGCCUCAUAGAUAAAUUAACUGAACACACAACUAAUAUACAUCUUGGCAUUGGGGAGAAAUUAAGUGAAUUUAUUCAAAAUAUUUCUAGUUUCUUUAUCGGCUUCUUUAUCGCAUUCGCGUAUGGUUGGAAGCUUAGUUUGGUUGCUUGCUCAUCAUUGCCAUUAGUCCUUAUUGGUUUCUCUUUAUUCGGUACUACUGUGAGACGCUUCACUCUCAUGGAGCAGGAUGCAUACUCCAAGUCUAGUACAAUUACUGAGGAAGUUUUGAGCGCUAUCCGGACAGUAAUUAGUUUCUCCGGGGAGAGAAAAGAAGUAUUACGUUAUAGCAGUAAUCUGGAUAAGGCUGCCGCUUGUGGUGUAAAACAGGCAGGUUGGCUUGGAUUUGCUGGUGGCUUUGUUGGAAUGUCAAUAUACACUUCUACAGCAUUAGUAUUUUGGUAUGGAGUGACGUUAAUUCGACAAGGUGAAUAUGAUCCAGGAUCUGUGAUACUAGUUUUUCUUAAUAUCAUAAUUGGAAGUUUGUUUCUAGGCAGUGCCUUACCAAAUUUUCGAUACUUUCAUGUGGCUAAAGCAUCGGCGCGAGAUAUAUUUGAUAUUAUUAAACGUAAACCUUUAGUUGACAAGACAUCUUCGAAUAAACAACUUGAUGAUUUUAGUGGUAAAAUAACAUUUAACAAAGUUUCAUUUUCAUAUCCGUCACGUCACGAAAAAGUGAUAUUCAAUGACUUUAGUUUAACUAUACAGUCAAAUGAAACAACUGCUUUUGUUGGUCCUAGUGGAUGUGGAAAGACUACAAUAACACAGUUGAUCGAACGAUUUUAUGAUCCAGAUAAUGGUCAGAUACUUUUUGAUGAUACAGAUUUGCGUGCAUUGAAUGUGAAUUGGAUUCGUUCCAAUAUAGGUAUUGUUCAACAAGAUCCAGUUCUAUUCACAGGAACAAUAUCGGAAAACAUUCGAAUGGGCUGUCUAAAUGAUACUUUAGCUAACGAUGAUGAUGAUAAAAACAGUAUUAUAGAAGCAGCGAAAUUGGCUUAUGCUCAUGAAUUCAUUACAAAAUUGCCAGAGGGCUAUAAUACAAUGAUAUCUCGUACGAACUCUGAAUUGUCUGUUGGUCAAAAACAGCGUAUAUCGAUUGCUCGCGCUCUCAUUCGUAAACCGAAAAUUCUGAUUUUCGAUGAGGCUACAUCAGCUUUAGAUAAUCAUUCAGAAAGAAUGAUUCAACGUGCUCUAGAAAAUAUAAAAAUUAAUCGGACUGUGAUUAUAAUUGCUCAUCGAUUGUCGACUAUUCGAAAUGCAAAUAAGAUUGUGGUUUUAGAUAAUGGUCGUAUUAGGGAGAUAGGUACCCACGCACAAUUAUCCUCCACCUCAGGAUUUUAUUCAGCAAUGCUAAAACUUGAGGCACCUGAUAACUUUUCUGCUUCAAUCAAUGACAAUAUGACUGAUUUACAAGCUGAUGAUACUAAAUUCUCAAACGAUGAUCAAUUGCUUCUUGACGGUCACACAAACAAUAAUCUAAGAAGUACCAACAGUUGCGUCAAUAAAAAUAUGAAUGUUUAUCAGGUUAACAAAGAUGAAGUUACUCUGAAUCUGUCUACUUCAAAUGUAGUUAACAAACGAAUCACUGUGAUGUCAUCUAUGCUUCGUUUGUUGAAAUUGUCUAGACCUGAAUGGAAAAGUGUAACGUUAGGAUGUAUAGCUGCAUCUAUAACCGGUGGAUUACAACCUAUAUUUGCUAUAUUAUAUUCAGAAAUUUACACUAUCUUUAGUCUAGUUCAAAAACCUGAUGAAAUGCAAAUUAGAGCUAAUUUAGUCACAGGUAUAAUAGCUCUUUUGGGUUUGAUUCGAUUAGCCAGUUCCACUUUUCAGGGUUAUUUUCUCGGUGUUGCUAGCCAAAAACUAACUAAACGUUUACGUCAAAAUUUAUUUGCAUCCAUGUUGAAACAGGAAAUGGCUUGGCAUGACAAACCAGAAAAUAAUCCUGGUAUUCUAUCAUUUAUAUUAACAUCGGAUGCAAAUAAAGUGAAUACAUUUUGCGGUACUUCACUAGGUCGUCUAAUCGAAUCAGCCAUACUGGUGAUAUUCUCAUUGACAAUUGCCUUUGUAUAUAACUGGAAGUUGACUUUGGUGGUAUUGGUUUUCGCCCCGGUCACUAUAUUAUCAAGUUAUCUACAGCUUCGACAAAUCCAUGUCAAUUCUAAUGUUAAUAAUGAAACUAUGGCUGCUCGUAUUAUUCACGAAGCUCUUAGUUCAGCAAGAACUGUAUAUGCUUAUGGUUUGGAGAAUUAUUUUUGUAAACAUUAUUCUACUGUAUUAAAUUUAGAAAUGACUGCUGGCAAUCCCCAGUCAUUGCCGAUUUGUUCUUAUGCUGCUACAUUUUCUUAUGGAGCCUAUUUAAUGAGUUUAGAAGAAAUUAAUUUGACUGGAAUAUUCAAGGUUUUUGCUGCUAUCAGUUUUGCAGCACAAGCACUUGGUAGAACAUCACAUGUGGGACCAGAAAUGAAGCAUGCUUCAUUGGCAGCUAAUCGAAUUUUUAAAAUUCUCGAUAGAGAUUCUAAAAUUCCUGUAGAUGAAGGUUUAUGUCCUGACCAGUCUAUAAACAAUCUUCCUAUUGAAUUCAGACAAGUAUCAUACAGAUAUCCAUCUAGGCCAACAUCUUGGGUUUUAAAGGACUUUUCAUGGACAUUCCAACCUCGUCAGAAUACCGCUAUUGUGGGGCUUUCUGGAUCUGGUAAAACUAGCAUAUUAUGUUUGAUUCAUCGCCUUUACGAAGCCGAUAGUAGUAACACAAAUAGUGGGAUAUUUCUCAACGAUAUUAAUAUAAGAAUGAUUUCACCUAGGUGGAUUCGCGAGCAGGUUUGUGUUGUAAAUCAAGAACCACAACUUUUUAAUCUUACACUUAUGGAAAACAUCGCGUAUGGGAACAACGCACAUCCUGUAACGAUGGAUGAGAUAACCGAUGCUGCACGACGUGCAAAUAUUCAUGAAUUUAUUAUGACCCUACCACAAGGUUACAACACAUUAGCUGGUCCGCGAGGUACACAUAUUUCUACGGGUCAAAGACAAAGAAUUGCAAUAGCGCGCGCUCUCGUGCGUAAACCGAAAUUGCUACUUCUAGAUGAAAUUACUUCUGCAAUGGACCCAGAAAACGAACGGUAUAUUCAAAAUUUAUUAACAGGACUAUCACAGGACUACACAUAUCUACUAGUUACCCACAGACUACUCUCAACGACACAAGUCGACCAAAUCUUGUUCAUAUCCAGAGGUAGGAUUGUCGAGUCUGGUUCAUUUGAUCAGCUAAUACAAUCUAAGGGAGCAUUCUACGCAUUGUUUUGUCCUGAAGAGAUCAAACAGAUCUAA